AUGGAGGAAGUCCCUACAUAUGACUGGAAUCCUGAAAUCCAGGGCAUCAUCCUCAGCUCCCUCAGCUAUGGCUAAUUUGUGGUCCCAAUCCCUGUUGGCUAUGUAGCCGGAGUCCUUGGAGCCAAGUACGUGGUUGGUGCUGGGUUGUUUUUCACUUCAGUCCUGUUGCUCCUCAUUCCAGUGUCAGCUGAUGCUGGAGUGGCCGCGCUCAUUGUCGUGCAUGUUAUUCAAGGCACAACCCAGAAUACGGUUUUGACAGGUCAGUAUUCCCUUUGGGUCCGAUGGGCUCCCCCAGUGGAAAGGAGUCAGCUCAUCAUUAUUGUCAUAUCAGGGGCAAUGCUGAGAUCCUUGAUUGUACUCCCUGUGGGUGGUUUCAUCUGUCAGAGCAUAGGAUGGCCUUACAUCUUCUAUAUCUUUGGUGGAAUUGGGUGUGUCUGUUGUCUUCUCUGGUUUCCUCUUGCUUAUGAUGACCCAAAGGAUCACCCCUUUAUCAGUGCUGAUGAGAAGAGAUACAUCACAUGUUCACUGGCUCAACAGGAUAACUUGCCAGGCUGGUCUCUUCCCAUUAAAUUUAUGAUCAAAUCUCUGCCACUCUGGGCCAUCUUAGUAUCUUAUAUUUGUUAAUACUGGAGUGUGCAAAUAAUAUCUGCAUAUACACCAACAUACGUCAGCACUGUGCUUGAAAUCAGUGUCAAUUAUAGUGGGAUACUGUCAUUGUUGCCGUUUAUUGCUUCCUGUAUCAACAUUAUGCUUGGAGGUCUCUUGGAUGAUUUUCUCCUCUCCAGAAAAAUUCUGAGACUCAUCACCAUCAGGAAGCUCUUUACUGGCAUAGGGGUUCUCUGCUCAUCUGCAGUCCUUGUGGCUCUGCAUUGGGUCAGAUCCAGCCAGAGUGCUGCUGUAAUCUCCUUGUUGUUGUGUACUAUUUUCAGUGGCCUCAAUCAAUCAGGAGCUCUUGUGAACUUCAUAGACAUUGCUCCUCGGUACGCCAGCUUUCUCAGGGGGUUCUUUCAAAUGUUUGAGGUCAUAGAUGGAGCCAUUGCUCCCACCAUUGGUGGAAUUUUAAUCAAUCAGGAUUCAGUAUUAGGUUGGAGAAACAUGUUCCUCAUUGUAUCUUGCAUUAACAUCAUUGGCUUGAUCUUCUACCUCAUCCUUGGCCAAGCACAUGAGCAGGAUUGGGCUAAAGAAGAGACAGUCACUCACUUGUGAGAAAACCAGGUGUGCAAGAUGAUCACGGCACUUUGUUCUUCCUGCACAUACUUCCCUUGUG
Molecule: messenger RNA, 1267 nt
Organism: Ochotona princeps (American pika)
Lineage: Eukaryota; Metazoa; Chordata; Mammalia; Lagomorpha; Ochotonidae
Product: probable small intestine urate exporter
Exons: 10
Biological process (GO): transmembrane transport; monoatomic anion transport
Molecular function (GO): transmembrane transporter activity
Source: RefSeq, a predicted model, not a curated record